AUAAUAGGCGAUGUUUGCAAAGUAAUUUGCCUCUUCCUUGGCCAAUGGGAGCCGGAGCACUUUUCCAUCAAACCUCCCUUUUCAGGAUUUGCCGAGAGGCGAACUUCUCCAAAUGUUACCGCUACGGGAUCGGAGUUAGACUUGACACGGACGGCUCAGACAUAGGCUACUACUACUACUACUACUACUACUACUACAGCUACUACUACUCCUCUCUGAGACGUCGUUUCAUAAACUAUCGGGACGAAUGAAGACAAGAGGAUCUAUACGGAUUUCGGCGCAUAAUGUUGGGAUGGAGUUUCGAGACUUGUUUGGCUCCAGGGAAGACUAGAAACCCUUCUUCUAAUUUGUCGCCGGCGGUGCUGGAUGCGCUCCGCUUCUAUGUUGGAUUAUUGUCGCCGUUUCUGAACUCCAGCACCAGCUCUGUGUCGCUUCGCUCUGCGCCCCGUUCACCCUCUUUGGACUAUGGCCUCGGAUCGCGGGGUCCCAGGGGCCGGCGUCUUUGGAGAUUUACCCCCGAGUUAUACGCGCUCCCAGCCGCCUGCGAACCCAGACCUACUCCGGAGACCCAGCUACUGCCACGCUGCGUUCGCACUUAAACAGAUCUCAAAGGGUAAGGCGGUAGGUCAGAAAGCUCCUCUGUGGAUCCGGGCGAGGUUCCAGGCCUUCCUGUUCUCUCUGGGCUGCCACAUCCAGAGGCACUGUGGGAAGGUCCUCUUUAUCGGACUCUUAGUAUUCGGAGCCCUCUCUGUGGGACUCCGGGUCGCCGCCAUCGAAACGAACAUCGAGCAACUAUGGGUGGAAGCUGGCAGUCGGGUGAGCACAGAGCUUCGCUACACCAAGGAGAAGCAGGGAGAGGAGUCGGUGUUUACCUCACAGAUGCUCAUCCAGACCCCCAAAGAAGAGGGCACGAAUAUUCUUACCCAGGAAGCUUUGCUGGUUCACAUGGAAGCCGCCCUGUCCGCCAGCAAGGUGCAGGUGUCCCUGUUUGGAAAAUCAUGGGAUCUUAAUAAAAUAUGCUAUAAAUCAGGAGUUCCUAUUAUAGAAAAUGUCAUGAUUGAAAGGAUGAUUGACAAGCUAUUCCCCUGUAUGAUAAUCACCCCAUUGGACUGUUUUUGGGAAGGGGCCAAACUACAGGGAGGCUCUGCCUAUUUACCGGGUAUGCCAGAUAUCCAGUGGAUGAAUCUAGACCCAGUCAAGCUGAUGGAGGAACUGAGUCAGUUCACGUCUCUGGAAGGAUUCAAGGAGAUGCUUGACAAAGCCCAGGUGGGACAUGCCUACAUGAACAGGCCUUGUCUAGACCCUUCAGACCCCGACUGCCCUCUCAGUGCGCCCAACAAGGAGCAGGGAGAGAGUCCUGAUAUCUCCGGGCGUCUCCAGGGGGGUUGCCAUGGUUUCAGCCGGAAGUUCAUGCACUGGCAAGAAGAGCUCAUCCUGGGAGGACGCGUCAAGAACGGCCAGGAUACAUUGCUAAGUGCCGAGGCGCUCCAAAGCAUGUUCCUGCUGAUGAGUCCAAAGCAGCUGUACGAGCACUUUAAAGACGACUACGAGAUCCAUGACAUCAACUGGAAUGAAGAGAAGGCCACGGCCAUCCUUGAGUCCUGGCAGAGGAAGUUCGUGGAGGUGGUUCACCAGAGUAUCCCAUCCAACUCCAGCCAAUCCAUCCACGCUUUCUCUACCACCACCCUCAACGACAUCAUGAAAUCCUUCUCCGAUGUCAGCGUCAUCCGGGUGGCUGGAGGCUACCUGCUCAUGCUAGCCUACGCCUGCGUGACUAUGCUGAGGUGGGACUGUGCUAAGUCCCAGGGGGCCGUGGGGCUGGCCGGGGUGCUGUUGGUGGCCUUGUCGGUGGCCGCAGGACUGGGCCUUUGCUCGCUGCUCGGCCUCUCCUUCAAUGCUGCAACCACACAGGUGCUUCCCUUCCUGGCACUGGGGAUUGGUGUGGAUGACAUGUUUCUGUUGGCUCACUCCUUCACAGAAACUGGAAGUAACAUCCCCUUUAAGGAGCGAACGGGAGACUGUUUGCGUCGCACCGGCACCAGCGUGGCUCUCACUUCCAUCAACAACAUGAUUGCGUUCUUCAUGGCAGCUCUUGUGCCCAUCCCCGCCUUGCGAGCUUUCUCACUGCAGGCGGCCAUUGUGGUCGUGUUUAACUUUGCCAUGGUGCUGCUCAUCUUCCCCGCCAUCCUCAGUUUGGACCUCCACCGGCGCGAGGACAAGCGCUUGGACAUCCUGUGCUGCCUGUACAGCCCCUGCUCCGACCGCGUCAUCCACCUCUCUCCGCACGAGCUGUCGGACGCCGGGGAACAGCCGCACACGCCCGCGGCUGGAACGGCACACGCGCACCAGUACGCGGCGGGAUCGACAAUCACCACCAGCACCCAAAUCACCACGACGGUGCAGGCAUUCACGCAGUGUGACGCCGCAGGCCAGCACAUCGUCACGAUCCUUCCGCCCACCUCCCAGAUCUCCACCAGUCCUCCCUCCAUCAUCCUCUGCCCCACCACUCAGUCUCAAGGUAAGAGGUGUAGCUUAAUGAGGUUAAUGAGGAAGUUCGAACAAAGUCAUUAUACCAAAACGCUGAUUUCCUGCUCGCAUCUCCUCUUUCUAGCCAUCUCACCUUCUCCCACCACCACUUCUGUGCCGGACCCGUAUGGCUCCCAGCUCUUCACCCCGACCUCCAGCUCCACACGGGACCUCUUAGCCCAAGUGGAGGACUCCAAAUCAGGGAAGGAGUGCGUCCCACUCCCUUUCCUGCACUGGAACCUGUCCAGUUUUGCCAGGGACAAAUAUGCCCCCCUGCUCCUCAAGCCCAAGAGCAAAGCCAUUGUGGUUGUUCUCUUCCUGGGCCUCCUGGGCCUCAGCCUGUAUGGCACCACCAUGGUGCACGACGGCCUUUACCUGACUGACAUUGUGCCGCGUGACACUAAGGAGUACGACUUCAUUGAUGCCCAGUUUAAGUACUUCUCCUUCUACAACAUGUACCUGGUGACCAUGGAUGGAUUCGAUUACGCCCGCUCUCAGAGGCUGCUGAUCCAGCUGCACAAUGCCUUCAACUCUGUUAAAUAUGUGGUCAGAGACAGUGACAACAAGCUGCCGCGCAUGUGGCUGCACUACUUCCAGGACUGGCUCAGAGGUCUUCAGGCUGCUUUUGAUGCUGACUGGCAAGCAGGCCGGAUUACCGCUGAUAGCUAUCGUAACGGCACAGAAGACGGAGCCCUGGCAUACAAACUCCUCAUCCAGACUGGCUCCAAGAAAGAGCCUUUUAACUACAGCCAGCUGACUUCUCGCCGGCUGGUGGAUGCAGAGGGUUUGAUCCCCCCGGAGGUGUUUUACAUUUACCUGACAGUCUGGGUUAGUAAUGACCCUCUGGGCUACGCUGCCUCCCAGGCCAACUUCUACCCUCACCCCAGAGAGUGGAUUCACGACAAGUAUGACACUACAGGGGAAAAUCUGCGCAUCCCUGCAGCGGAACCACUAGAGUUUGCCCAGUUCCCCUUCUACCUGAAUGGUCUUCGCCAGGCCAGUGACUUUGUGGAAGCCAUCGAGAGUGUGCGGACCAUCUGCGACGAGUUUAGCCGCAAGGGCGUGUUCAACUACCCCAACGGAUACCCCUUCCUCUUCUGGGAACAGUACAUCGGCCUCAGACACUGGUUCCUGCUGUCCAUCAGCGUGGUGCUGGCCUGCACCUUCCUCGUUUGUGCCAUUCUCCUGCUCAACCCCUGGACCGCUGGAAUCAUUGUGUUUAUCUUGGCCAUGAUGACUGUGGAGUUGUUUGGCAUCAUGGGUCUGAUUGGCAUCAAGCUCAGCGCCAUUCCUGUGGUCAUACUGAUCGCUUCGGUGGGCAUCGGAGUGGAGUUCACCGUUCACAUCGCCCUGGGCUUCCUGACAGCCAUUGGCAACAGAAACAAGCGCUCUGCAGUGGCUCUGGAGCACAUGUUUGCCCCGGUGGUUGACGGAGCCAUCUCCACGUUGCUGGGUGUUCUCAUGCUGGCAGGGUCGGAGUUUGACUUCAUCAUGAGGUAUUUCUUCGCCGUGUUAGCCAUCCUGACCGUUUUGGGGAUGCUGAAUGGCUUGGUUCUCCUCCCAGUCCUCCUCUCCAUGAUGGGGCCCCCGGCUGAAGUCACCCCGGUCGACAAUGCCAGCUGCCUGCCCACGCCUUCCCCCGAGCCCCCGCUGCCUCCGCCCAUGACCCAUCACGGGUACUACACAGGCCACCACAACCCACGAUCGGCUCGGCCGCAGGCGUUUUCAGAGUCAUCGGACUCGGAGUAUUACUCAGAGCUGACGACCACGUCAGGGAUCGGGGAGGAGGAUUAUAAGUACUGUGACAGGAGUGCGUACCUGACGUCACACGGCGGCGUUCCACCUGCAACAUCUCACAUCCUGCUGGAAGCCAGCAAGAACCCCAGCUUCCCCAAACUCACGGUGGUGAAGCCCUUCAGAGAAAAUGCAGCAGCCCCCGGUGGGAGGAUUGAACCAGUGAGUGAACCCUCCCACAACGCACAGUCACCUCUUGGAUCCCAGGUCACAUGCUGGGAUGGAAACAAGCGGGAGCAGCAGAGGGGCCCCCAGAGACUCAGAGAGGCUCAGCCCGGCCAACACUUACCCAGUGACAGGGCUCACUUCACUGGGAGGACUUGUCAAAGCGGGCCCAAGCUGCAGAACGGCAGAGGGCCUCAGCCAAACAGGACUAAAGGGCCGAGCUACGCUCACAGCAGCUCCACCCUGCCGACGCAACAGGCCGCCGCCGGGGGGGCUGUUACCAUGGUAACGGCCACAGCCUCCGUGACGGUGGCCGUGCACCCAACUUUGCCGGGGGCCGCGUACCAAGGCUACAUGCAUGAAGGUUUUGACACGGACAGCGAGUCAGACUGCUUUGAGGACGCUAAGAGGACGCGCGGUGACAAAACAAACUUUUCUUCAUGUAAGAGAGACUCUCUAGAGCUCCAGGACUUGGAAGCAAUGCAGGGCCAGACAGAGUUCCAGCUCGGCAAGACACAAGGUGGGCUGAGGAUCCAGGCAUCCAAAGAUUGCUAGACUCUCUCACGCGCGCCGUGCCCCGGCCACAUCCCGGAGUACCCCGAGGCCCGCACGGCGCCACGUCAAUGUCUUGAACGCUCAACUGUACAUAGACUUCACCUGGAGGACAAGCAAAAAAAAAAAAAAAGAGAGGAUUUACUUCAAGGACAUAAUAAGAAAAAAAACUUGUUUUAAGAAUUAUAUAAAUCUAUGAGUAUAUAUUUUAAUACUAAAAACAAAAGAGGGAAGCUAUUUAAAAGAGUACUGUAUAACUUGGGUAUACUCUUUUGUAAAGGUUCAGAUGUAAAAGAUUAUUUUCAUGUGGGGCGGUCGAUGUUUUUCCCCUCACAUUGUAUAGAAUAAGAAAUGUGCUAUAUGUUGUCACGAAAGGUGGCGCGUUAUUAAGAUAUUAGGCUAUUGAACAUACAUGGUCAGUGUUUUAUUUCUACUUGUAUUGUUCUUUUUUUUGCUGCUACACUUCAAAAAAUAAUUUUAAGCAAUUUGCCUUAAAAAGAAAAAUGCAGUACCCCGCCCCCACUCCCCAUCCCACUACCCUCCCUUUCAUAAGUAACUAACUUCCACAGUGGCGUGCUGUGAGAUUCUCUCUGCAUCUGACACACUCUCCGUUGUGCACACGUUCUCUGCCACAGUGUCAAGCUGCAGAGAACCGGUGCUUUCUCAACAGUGGUUACCGCCGUGCCUUCAUUAUACCCCCCCCCCCCCUUUUUCUUGUUAUCACAGCAUUCAGAGCUCAGUAUUACGUUCUCACGUCGGUGUAAAUAAUCUGGAAAUGUUCAUCAAGGGGCCGUAGUAGACUCGUCAGCAUCGGCUGAAUGUGACCGUGCGUUCAUGUUUCGUGUUGAAUCCGUGUCCCGUUAUCCACUGCAGUUUUAAACUACUUGAAGGAGCUGUGAUAUAUAUAUAUAUUAUUUUUUUUUUCUUCAGUUUUUGUAAGCUCUACGGUGGGUGAUGUUCACUUUCGUCAUUUUAUGUUUGACAAAAGCGUAUUGCCUUCACCUUCUUGUAUUAUUUUCUAAAGGGAAUUUUGAAAUCCAAUGCAAAGGGAGUGAUUUUAUUUUAUUGUUUUCUUCUCCUUUUAUUUUAUUUUAUCUUCUUUUUCUCUGCUGGCUGCUUUAGGGUUGUGACAAGUUGACCCUGUGCAAUUAUUACAACGUGUAAAACUUUUUAAUUUGCUUUUAAGAAUGCUCUGACUCACUUUCUAAUCCGCCCCUCUUCUUGUUCUUCUUGUCCGCGUGUCCCCCACCUCGCGUUUUCCUUCUGUCACUUAUUAGGACUUUCAUUUAAUUUGCUUUACAGUUUUGGUUGUCGUUGCUCAGUGUUGGUCUCGUCACUGCCAGGUUAAAUCGCAGGGAAAAACAAGCAGUUCAUUUUUUUUUCAUGUCAUUUCAUAAGUGGCAGCUUUUGUUUUUUCUUCUGUUUUUGUAAAUACGAAAGAAGAGUCAAGUAGCUACUGCAGUUGUGAAUAAUUACGCACCAUUUACAGUUUGAUCAGACCGUAACAGCCAGGAGGUGUUGUCACUGAGGAGUUUUUAGGGAGAGGGUUUUUGUUUUUUUUGUUUUUUUUUUUUUUUGUUGUUGUUUUUUGGGGAGGGGGGGCUUCUGCAUUGGUUUGUAGUUUAUUUCAAAACAAAUGUUAAUGUCAUGCCAUAUAAAUUAUUUAUAUUAAAAUUUUAUUUUUGUAGUUUGUACAGAUGUUAGUAUCUAGACUGAAGUUCUAUUUUUAAAGAGUAAAUAUAUAUUAUAUAUAAAUAUAUCUAUUUGUUGCCGUUUGCUUUUGUUUUAUUGUUUUGUUUUUGGGGAGGAUGGAGGGGGGGUGUUCAGGGGAGGGAGGGAGGGAGGGAGGGGUUGACAACACUUUAGAGCAGAGGCCUUUUUUUUGAGUGUGUGCGUGUGUGUGUGUACGUGUGGAGCAAGGGGGGGCAGUCGGAGGACCAUGAAGGAGAAGGUGUGUAGGAAUGUGUCACCUUGUGUUUAAGUUUCCUCUCUGGCCCUUCGUUCUCCCAUUUGUCAUUUUUUAAACUGUUCUCGUCCAUGUCUGAAACACUGUGACUUCUGAAAACUAUGCUCAAGAAAAACCCUCGUGUGACCAUUAUGUUCCCUCACCUGCUAUAGAAAUUUAACUAACAAAAUAAAUUGAAUGAAAAAAAAAACAAAAA
Molecule: messenger RNA, 7199 nt
Organism: Mugil cephalus (flathead mullet)
Lineage: Eukaryota; Metazoa; Chordata; Actinopteri; Mugiliformes; Mugilidae
Gene: ptch2
Product: patched 2
Exons: 22
Coding region: 466-5040 (1524 amino acids)
Biological process (GO): smoothened signaling pathway
Cellular component (GO): plasma membrane
Molecular function (GO): smoothened binding; hedgehog receptor activity; hedgehog family protein binding
Source: RefSeq, a predicted model, not a curated record